GGGGCCGGGGACUCGGGAGGCUCCGGGAGCCAGCAGCAGCCGCAGCCGCAGCCGCCACCGGCCGGGCAGGAGCUGGGGACGGCCGGCCAGGCAGCUCACUCUGGGGUCGCAGCUGAACUGCGCUGAAGAUCAAGCUUCAGCCUUCGGUGGCCUGGGACACCGCCACAGUCCCCUGGGCUCUGAGAGAGUGGCAGCGGCGACCUCCAAGUCUGGAGGAAAAUGGCUUCGUGCGGCAUAUGAAGUCCACCCCUGCCACCUGGCUCUCUCUCCCUAACACCUGACCACCAAAUGCAUGGAUCCCCGGCAAGCCCACUGACAAUCCCUCAGCAUGCACCAGCUCUUCAGACUUGUUUUGGGACAGAAAGAUCUCUCACGAGCUGGGGACCUCUUCUCCUUGGAUGACUCUGAGAUUGAAGACAGCCUGACGGAAGCCUUGGAGCAGAUUAAAAUAAUUAGCUCAUCGCCAGAUUACCAAACCAGUAACAACGACCAGGCAGUGGUUGAAGUCUGUAUCACAAGAAUAACAACAGCCAUCAGAGAGACAGAGUCCAUUGAAAAGCACGCCAAGGCCCUGGUGGGGCUCUGGAAUGCCUGCCUGGAGCACAGCCUGAGACCUUCCGGCAAAGAGGAAGACACUCCCCAUGCCAAGAUCGCCUCCGAUAUCAUGAGCUGCAUUCUGCAGAAUUACAAUCGGCCCCCCGUCAUGGCCUUAGCCAUUCCCAUCGCCGUGAAAUUCCUGCAUGGCGGCAACAAGGACCUGUGCAGGAAUCUGUCUAACUACCUGUCGCUGGCCGCCAUCGCCAAGGCGGAGUUGCUGGCUGAUCACACGGAGGCUGUGGUGUUGAGUGUCCUCCAAGGAAAUGUCAUGUUGCUGAGGGUGUUACCUGCUGUGUAUGAGAUGCAACCUCAACCAAUUAACAGACGCCUGAGCCAACUCCUGGCCUUGAUGUCUCAACUGGAGCCACCAGAACAAUACCAUCUACUGAAGCUUUUACACGUAGCAGCCAAGAGAAAACACAUGGAGGUGGUUCAGAAAGGUGUUCCUUUCUUAAUCAAGCAUUUGAAGGACUCAGCUCACAACGACACUGUGCUGAACAUUCUCAUAGAGAUAGCCAGCUAUGAGCCACUGGCUUUGACCAGUUUCCUUCCGAUGCUGAAAGAGACCGGUGAGAAAUUCCCCUACCUCAUCGGACAGACAGCCAGGAUCUAUGGAGCCGUUGGGCGUGUAGAUGAAGAGCAAGCCCGGAGCUGCCUGCCGUCUCUGGUGAGCCAGCUGACCAGCGUGGAACACUCUUCUCACCACCUGCUGCUGCUGGAGAUUAAAAGUAUCACCGAUGUCUUCUCCUCCAUCCUGGGCCCCCAGAGCAGAGACAUCUUCCGCAUGAGCAACAGCUUUGCCACCAUUGCCAGGCUCCUCUCGAGACAACUGGAAACGGCCAAGGUGGAACCCAGCAGGACAAAAACCAGCACUAACAUUGCAUUUCCUGAGAGACUGGACGAAGCCAAGCUCACAGCAGCUGGAAACAAAGAUGAUGAAAAGCUGCAGGUUAAAAUCCAAGCCUUUGAAAACAAAAUUAAUACCUCCAUCCAUAGCUCUGGCUCUAUCAGACGAUAUAGUUUGGGCCAUAUUUACAAGGAAGAAAGACAAAGCAUUAGGUUUAACAGGUCCAGAAGUUUGGCUCUGCACACCCUGCUCACCAAGGGUGUGAGCUCGGACGAUGGGGAAGAGGAGGAAAGAGCUGAGCCUCCCACCAGCCUCUCCCUGUCAGAGAUAAACGCAGGGGGCCAUGGGAGUGACAGGCUCCCGCAGAUGGAAACCUACCCACCGCCGCUGAGAGUCUCUUCUGCUUCACACCCAAGCAUUGCACAGAUAGAACCAAAGAAUUUGUCAGAAACAGUGAAAGAAGAGUCUCAGGAAGCGAUUCCAACGGCCACAGGUCCUACAGAGUAUCACGAUAAGCUCUACCUGCACCUAAAGGAAAACCUCAGCGCAGUGAAGACCUACGCCCUGGAAAUCGCCAGGAAGGUCCCCGUUCCCGAUCAGUGCACCAUUGAAGACACCGUGAGAAGCUGCGUGGCCAAGCUGUUCUUCACCUGUGCCCUCAAGGGCCACUACUGCCUGUACAGCAAGUCCAGCUUCACGCUCAUCAGCCCGGAGCCCCAGGCGUGGAUCCAGAUCAUGUUUCUCUUCCAGCAGAGCCUGUUUCCUGAGCCGCUGUCCAUCCAGAGUGGUUCCGUGCAGCGCCUCCGAGCCCUGUGGAACAAGACGCAGGCAGGGGGCUCCCACAGUUUCGAAGCCGCCAUGACAGAGUCCACAUUUCCACAGCAGAAGGCUCUGGACCAGGUUCAGCUCCAUCUGGAAGAAGUGCGGUUCUUCGACGUGUUUGGCUUCAGUGAAGCAGCCGGAGCGUGGCAGUGUUUUAUGUGCAACAACCCUGAAAGAGCAAGUGUUGUAAAUCAAGAUGGCCAGCCCCUCAUGGAAGGAAAACUGAAAGAAAAGCAGGUCCGAUGGAAAUUCAUCAGAAGGUGGAAAACUCGCUAUUUUACGCUAGCCGGGAACCAACUGCUGUUUCAAAAAGGGAAAUCUAAAGACGAUCCUGACGACGCCCCGAUCGAGCUCAGCAAGGUGCAGAGCGUGAAGGCCGUGGCCAAGACGCGCAGGGACCGCGCCCUCCCUCGGGCCUUCGAGAUCUUCACGGACGACAAAACCUACAUGUUCAAGGCCAAGGACGAGAAGAACGCCCAGGAAUGGCUCAAGUGCAUCCACGUGGCGCUGGCGCAGGCCAGGGAGAGGGAGAGCAGAGAGGUGACCACCUACCUGUAGUGUGCCCGCUCCGGGCCAGGGCCCGCGGCACUGCCAGGCCCCCGAGCCAGAACGCCUUCUACCCACCCCCAGUGGACUGAGCCCCACACGGCCGGAUUCUAGCCACGUCCCUGUCCCCAGCUGCUCUGCUGACCACAGCACAGCUCUCUGACACCUC
Messenger RNA from Perognathus longimembris pacificus (Pacific pocket mouse), 2981 nucleotides. It is a transcript of the gene Veph1, whose product is annotated as ventricular zone expressed PH domain containing 1. Gene Ontology annotation, cellular component: plasma membrane. The transcript has 14 exons. Bases 329 to 2824 code for a protein of 831 amino acids. Gene Ontology annotation, biological process: regulation of signal transduction. Gene Ontology annotation, molecular function: phosphatidylinositol-5-phosphate binding. Lineage: Eukaryota; Metazoa; Chordata; Mammalia; Rodentia; Heteromyidae. The record is from RefSeq and is a predicted model, not a curated record.